AUGGCGUCCGCAACCACACCCAUAAACGUCCUGAUACUGGUAACGGGCAGUAUUGCCGCCGUAAAAGUGGGUCUUUUGCUGGACCAACUCUUUGGCGAGUCGUAUCAGGUUCGCAUUGCUGCUACCAAGUCCGCGUUUCACUUUUUGAAUCGAGCGCAAAAAGCUUCCCGAGGUCUUAAUCUGCAUCACAUUCUCACUGACGAGGAUGAGUGGAAGGAGUGGCAGGGAAUGAACGAUGCCGUUAUCCAUAUUGAACUGCGGAGGUGGGCACACCUUGUCGUCUUUGUACCGUUAGACGCUAACACACUUGCAAAGCUGGCACAUGGCUUAUGCGAUAACCUAGUCACGUGUGUGAUGCGGGCGUGGGAAGUAAAGCAGAAGCCGGUGAUUUUGUGUCCAGCAAUGAACACUGCUAUGUGGACACAUCCGGUGACCUCGAAGCAGUUGUACACUUUGCGGGACUGGUACUCUGCGACUCCUGUUGACUUGCACUUGGACAAUAACGGAACCGAUGACGAUGCCUUGGUACUUCCCAGCACAUUGGAUGAGGCAAUGUUUCAGAUCAUAAGGCCUGUUAAGAAGCGUUUAGCGUGCGGAGAUGUCGGGAUAGGCGGAAUGGCCAGCGUGGAGGAUAUUUCCAAAGCUAUAAGAAACACAGCAGGUCUUAUUCGCGCCAAAAUGAUUAAUGCCACGAGCAGUAAGCCUACAUGCGGAGAGGCAACCCAGGGAGAAAUGCCAGAGGCAUGUGAGCAACAUCAAAACUCUGGUGAAAAACAUCAUCCGGAGACUUUGUAA
Molecule: messenger RNA, 795 nt
Organism: Trypanosoma rangeli
Lineage: Eukaryota; Euglenozoa; Kinetoplastea; Trypanosomatida; Trypanosomatidae
Product: putative conserved flavoprotein
Exons: 1
Coding region: 1-795 (264 amino acids)
Biological process (GO): coenzyme A biosynthetic process
Cellular component (GO): phosphopantothenoylcysteine decarboxylase complex
Molecular function (GO): FMN binding; phosphopantothenoylcysteine decarboxylase activity
Source: RefSeq, a predicted model, not a curated record